Python bivittatus (Burmese python) is the source of this 3516-nucleotide messenger RNA. RefSeq names its product methyltransferase 14, N6-adenosine-methyltransferase non-catalytic subunit (gene METTL14). The record is from RefSeq and is a predicted model, not a curated record. NCBI's taxonomy places the organism in Eukaryota, Metazoa, Chordata, Lepidosauria, Squamata, Pythonidae. Gene Ontology annotation, biological process: mRNA modification. Gene Ontology annotation, cellular component: RNA N6-methyladenosine methyltransferase complex; nucleus. Gene Ontology annotation, molecular function: mRNA binding.
AGACAGCGGAAGUAUCGCGUGAAGUAGGCGCUGGAGAGGCAGCGACUUUUCAGUGCACGAGUCCGUCGGACGAGGAUGAAUAGCCGCUUGCAGGAGAUCAGGGAGCGGCAGAAAUUGCGCCGGCAGCUUCUUGCUCAGCAGUUAGGAGCUGAAAAUGCUGAUAGUAUUGGUGCAGUACUGAAUAGCAAGGAUGAACAAAGAGAAAUUGCUGAAACAAGAGAAACAUGCAGGGCUGCUUAUGAUACAUCUGCUCCAAAUUCUAAACGCAGAUAUCCUGAUGAGGGAGAAGCUGAUGAAGAAGAAAUAGAAGAAUAUAAAGAUGAAGUGGAGCUGCAACAAGAUGAAGAGAACCUACCAUAUGAAGAAGAAAUUUACAAAGACUCCAGUACUUUUCUUAAGGGGACACAGAGCUUAAAUCCUCAUAAUGAUUACUGUCAGCAUUUUGUGGACACUGGACACAGACCUCAAAAUUUCAUCAGAGAUGUAGGUUUAGCAGAUAGAUUUGAAGAAUAUCCAAAACUCCGGGAACUCAUCAGGCUGAAAGAUGAGCUAAUAUCUAAAUCUAACACGCCUCCAAUGUAUUUACAAGCUGAACUGGAAGCUUUUGAUCUUCGUGAACUCAAGUCUAAGUUUGAUGUGAUACUUUUAGAACCACCAUUAGAAGAAUACUAUAGGGAGACAGGCAUUACUGCUAAUGAGAAAUGCUGGACAUGGGAUGAUAUUAUGAAGCUGGACAUUGAAGAAAUUGCUGCCCCACGAUCAUUUGUCUUUCUUUGGUGUGGUUCUGGUGAGGGCCUGGAUCUCGGCAGGGUGUGUUUGCGCAAAUGGGGAUACAGAAGAUGUGAAGAUAUCUGUUGGAUUAAAACGAAUAAAAACAAUCCUGGGAAGACUAAGACUCUGGACCCUAAAGCUGUUUUUCAGAGAACAAAGGAACAUUGCCUUAUGGGCAUUAAAGGAACAGUCCGCCGUAGUACAGAUGGGGAUUUUAUCCAUGCUAAUGUUGACAUUGAUUUAAUUAUCACAGAAGAGCCAGAAAUUGGCAAUAUAGAGAAACCUGUGGAAAUAUUUCAUAUUAUUGAACAUUUUUGUCUUGGAAGAAGGCGGCUUCAUCUUUUUGGACGAGAUAGUACCAUCCGGCCAGGCUGGUUAACUGUUGGACCCACACUCACAAACAGUAACUUCAAUGCCGAAACAUAUACGUCGUAUUUCACAGCCCCCAACUCCCACCUAACUGGUUGUACAGAAGAGAUUGAGAGACUCAGACCAAAAUCACCACCACCAAAAGAUCGAGGAGGUGGUGCGCCAAGGGGUGGAGGAAGAGGUGGGACUUCAGCUGGCCGAGGAGAAAGAGGCAGAGAGAGAAACCGAACUAAUUUCAGGGGGGAAAGAGGUGGAUUCCGAGGGGGACGGGGAGGUACUCACCGAGGUGGCUUUCCUCCUCGCUAAGCAGUGAAAAUUUGUUUUUCCCCUGCCUUUAUACUACUGGCUUUUUGUUUAAAAAAUGCAAUCUUAGUUCCGCAGUUAUGUUUAUUAGCAGCUCACUCGAGAGAAGUGCUACCAAAAUGUUUUUGUGCCUAUUAUGGACCAAACCAGAUAUGGUACAAUAAUCCAGGUCUUACAAUAAAACACAUUUACUAUCAAAGUUGAGUUGCCACAUGAUGGUUUUAAUUAUAGUUUUAAACAGUCAUGUGCUUUAUAUUUUCUAAUAUUGUUUUUUUUAAAAAACUCUUAAUUUGAUAUUAAUCAUUCUUUAUAAACACUGAAGUAUUUCUAGGACAAAUAUUGCUCUUUCUGUUACUUUUUAAAUGAAUGAAAUGCAACUCAGGUUCUAAGAAGAGAAAAUAGGUGCUCCUAUUAAGGGAAACCUCAAAUAUAUAUUAGUCUCAUAGUCAGCCACCUUCUAAAACUAUUGUAAAAAUGCAAUUAUUAGUAUUUUGUUCACUUAUCUGUAUAACAACAUAGAGUAAGUAUAAUCAGUUUCAGUAACAUGUUCUUGUCAACAAAAAAUAUUUUUAAAAAAGAGUGCUUUAAGUAAACUACUUUUCUCUUGAAAUGGUAUUGUACUGUAAUGCUAUAUUGCUUGGUGUCCAAGAACCUUAGGACACAGAAUCAUAAUCCUAGAUGUGAGAUAGACAAAAACUUUAUAAAAUCCUUUAAAAUAAGCCAGGAUUUUAGUCAUGAUUUAUUGAAAGCCCAUCAUAUCCUGGUUCAUACCUAACCCUAAGCUGAAAACCAACCAACCGCAUAAUGGCUUAGUAAAGUGUGAGCCCAGCCAUUAAUUAAUUCCCAGAUCAUGUGAUUCCCAUUUUGAAAGUUAAAAUCUGGAAAAAAAUAUAGUUAGCCAAUGAUUCUAAAGCAGUUAAGACAGAGUCGUGUAUGAACUUGCUGCCUUAGUCAAAUAAAGAAUUUUAUUUUGGGAAUAAAGUAACAAUAGUAUUUUUGAAGUGGUAGUCUUGAAGUCUUGAAAGUUAGUAUGUUGUACACGUUUAAAUGUUUAAAUGUUCAUUUACUCCAACAGUCAUUCUAGUAAUAGCAGUUGCUACCUAGUUUUUUGCAAGGCAUUAAAUUUUGCUACGUUCUAAACCAAAGAAUCACAAAUCCCUUAAUGUUGUCUCAUAGAGAAAAUGUUACAACUCAACUGCUUUGGCUCGUGUACAGUAAUGGGAGCGUGGAGUAUGUUAACAAAGCUUUGGGUGAAUGACCUUGUGGAAUAUGUUGAGGCUGCAUCUGGGCAUGGUCAACACAAAAAGAUUUUCUGCCAAAAUAAAAACUGCAUGUAAAAAAAAUGAAUCAACCCCAGAAAAAUUGGCUUCCUUCCUUCUUAUUCCCCUUAAGUAAACUACAAAAAAGAAUUAAUUUUAAAAUUAUUUACAAAAUCAACAGGUGAGUGGGAGGCACAUAUAGGCCAGUUAUACCUGGAAAGCCACAAUUUCCAGUGGCCCCAGUCUUUGGCUAUUUUGCUGGGGCUGAUAGUCCACUAUUUUGCAAGCCAUGUCACAGAGCACCAUAGCAUGCAAAAUAAUGAAAAGCGCAAAAAACACUGUACAUUAAAUGUCUGGAGGUUGAGUCAUGGCAACUGGACUUCUUUUCUUUUUGGUAGAGACAUUUCACUAUUUGUCCAAGCAACUUAUUCAGUCUAUACUGUACAUUAAAUGUCUGGAGGUUGAGUCAUGGCAACUGGACUUCUUUUCUUUUUGGUAGAGACAUUUCACUAUUUGUCCAAGCAACUUAUUCAGUCUAUACUGUACAUUAAAUGUCUGGAGGUUGAGUCAUGGCAACUGGACUUCUUUUCUUUUUGGUAGAGACAUUUCACUAUUUGUCCAAGCAACUUAUUCAGUCUAUACUGUACAUUAAAUGUCUGGAGGUUGAGUCAUGGCAACUGGACUUCUUUUCUUUUUGGUAGAGACAUUUCACUAUUUGUCCAAGCAACUUAUUCAGUCUAUACUGUACAUUAAAUGUGAGCUAGCAGAAAAAAAGUUAAUAGGCCAGAAUGUACAGUAACAAGAACCAAAAAAA